This is a messenger RNA of Plasmopara halstedii, 361 nucleotides long. RefSeq names its product plasma-membrane proton-efflux p-type atpase. NCBI's taxonomy places the organism in Eukaryota, Oomycota, Peronosporomycetes, Peronosporales, Peronosporaceae. The annotation marks the transcript as partial. The record is from RefSeq and is a predicted model, not a curated record. The transcript has a single exon.
AUGAAGGAAGAAUGUCACGACUUUUUCCAGCAGCAGUACCAAACAUGCGUCAUGAAUAACAAUGCUACUGGCUGUGGUGAAAUGACUGGUAGCGUACCGCAAUCUGCUAGCGUUUCUGAAGUUGGUCUUUUCCGUGACAGUCUUAUCGUUGCUUACUGGAGACAGUACCAAUUAAAUUAUGAAACUCGCUCAAGUCUUUUCGAAGACCUUGCAGACGUGCAUCUGAACCACCUGCCGAACGAUGUUAAGCCAUCGGCAGAAACUGCAUACAACCAGUUUGUAUACGAGUACACAUUAGGUGUAGGAGGUAUGGCGUAUGGAGGUGACUAUGACGUGUUUACUGCCGCACAACUAGGCAAGG